AUGGCCGAAUAUUGGAAAUCAGCAAUAUUCAUUCGCGACACGCCCUUCGAAAAGAGCCAGCACGAAGCAAGCGCAAAACACCAAUCCAGCCUCAAGCGAUUCCUCCGAGACAUCCACAAGGGCAACGAAAUCCAACAGAAAGAAGCACAGCGAGCCAAAAGCGAAGUUGAGCGAUUGCGACAGACCGUCGCCGGCGGGUCCUCCGCGGCAGACAAGACCGGCGGCGAUGUCGUGUCCCAGAAACGCACUACGGUGCCGGCCCCGAAGCCUGCCGAACGAACUGCCAGCAUAGAGGACAGGAAGAAACAGAUGGCGCAGCUGGCCGAGAUGGGUAUUGCCAUCCCCCAGAAAUACCGCGCCGACAUGGCCUUGGCUGGGGACUGGCAGACCAUGUCCGAGACCAAGAUUGAAUCGCAGGACGCGGAGGACAUGAAGGCAUCUACCGAGUCGGUCGGAGUUCGCAAGCGCAAGCAUGAGGGUGGCGAUGAGGAUGUCGAGCAUGCGCUUGGGCCGCUUGUGAGCAAGGGCUGGGGGUCGACGACCAAAGUAUAUCCCGGUGCGCAGGAUGAUGCGGAUCUAGAUGCCUUGCUUGUGUCUACUAAGGAUAUCAAGAAGACCAAAACCUCUACGCCUGCAGCUGAACCCGAAGACCAGAAACAAGAACCUGUCAUCGCGGCAAAGAAAGAGGACGAGGCUGCUGGGCCCGGGGCUCCAGAGACAGAGCAAUCAACCGACGCGAAAACUGAGGAGUCUGGUGAAACCCCUGCCCCUCCGGUUGCCGAGAAGCCAGAGAUUGAUGAACCUGCGCCCGAGGUUGUUUUCAAGAAGCGCAAGCCUAAGGUCAUGAAGAAAUGA
Molecule: messenger RNA, 855 nt
Organism: Penicillium alfredii
Lineage: Eukaryota; Fungi; Ascomycota; Eurotiomycetes; Eurotiales; Aspergillaceae
Product: putative formin binding protein
Exons: 2
Coding region: 1-855 (284 amino acids)
Biological process (GO): mRNA splicing, via spliceosome
Cellular component (GO): precatalytic spliceosome
Molecular function (GO): RNA binding
Source: RefSeq, a predicted model, not a curated record